UAUCUCACCGCACCCCUAAAUAAAUAAAUAAGUAGUCAAGGGGGACCUCAUUGACAAAAACUUGAAGAUGACUUAGCCUUGUGGGCAUUUAAGGGUAGUGUGUUCCAGGCAGAGGGACCAUAGUAUGUAUGCAAAGGCCCUGAGGGAGUUGUGUGGCUAGUAUAUUCCCAGAACAGCAAGAGUGAUAGGGGUAGAGCGAGAGAGAGCAAGAGACAUUAGAGCCAUAAGGACCUCUACCACUUUGAAGGCUUUGUUUUUCACUGGGAAGGAAAUGGACAGCCAUUGGAGGGUUUUGAGCAAAGGGGGCGGGGAUCAAAUAAGCUUUAGAAGGCUCAGUCUGGCUUCUGGGAUGAGAUUAUGCUUGGAGGAGACAGUCAAGAAGCUACUGUAAUAAUGGCAGGGACAGUUCAUGGGGACUUGGGGCCCUGUGGAAGAAGUGAGAGGAUUGAGGGUUAGUGGUUGGAAAAAGGCCUUAGGCCUAGGAAGGUCAGAGCUGGAAACCACCCCAGCCCUGCAGCCCUUGCCCCAGAGAGCAUGGAAAAUCUUAGCCUGCUUUUUCUGCAAGGAACCUGAGGCUUGGCCAGGUUUCUGCUACCAGUGCCAGAGCCAGGUGCCACCACGCAGCGGGCAUUGCACUGCCUGCCGUGUCUGCAUCCUGCGUCGGGACCAUCACUGCCGCCUCUUGGGCCGCUGCGUGGGCUUCCACAACUACCGGCACUUCCUGUGCCUGCUGCUCCAUGCCUCCGGUGUCCUCCUCCACGUCUCUGUGCUGCUGGGCCCUGCCCUGUCAGCCCUGCUGCGGACCCAUGCGCCUCUCCACACUGCUGCCCUCCUCCUGCUGCCCUGGCUCAUGCUGCUUACAGGUCGAGUGUCCCUGGCCCAGUUUGCCCUGGCCUUCGUGAUGGAUACGUGUGUGGCAGGUGCGCUGCUCUGCGGGGCUGGGCUGCUGUUCCAUGGGACGCUGCUGCUGCGGGGCCAGACCAUGUGGGAGUGGGCUCGGGGCCAGCACUCCUAUGACCUGGGUGCCCGCCACAACCUACAGGCAGCCCUGGGGCCCCGCUGGGCCCUCAUCUGGCUCUGGCCCUUCCUGGCUUCCCCUCUGCCUGGGGAUGGGAUCACUUUCCAGACCACAGCUGAUGUGGGACUCAUGGCGUCCUGACUCCAGGAGGAGCCAAAACUAAACAGGACAGACAGGAGCAGGAAGAGGUGUGUGUGUUUGGGGGGCUGUUAACAUGUUUCCAGCCUCACCUCCAGGCACAGAAGGGAGGUCAGGUUGUUUCUUAAUGCCUGGAGUAGGGCACUGCAGCCCCUACCCAGCUUCCAGGUUGGGCUCAGGUCUUGUACCUGUGCCUCUCUUGGCAGAGAUUAUGGAGGAAUCUGGCAAGGGCUUGCUCAGCUGCCCCUCUCUGCCAGGCUAAUAAAGUGACCAUUGGGUCCUUGGC
Messenger RNA from Chinchilla lanigera (long-tailed chinchilla), 1442 nucleotides. RefSeq names its product zinc finger, DHHC-type containing 24 (gene Zdhhc24). The transcript is spliced from 3 exons. Gene Ontology annotation, biological process: peptidyl-L-cysteine S-palmitoylation; protein targeting to membrane. Bases 410 to 1159 code for a protein of 249 amino acids. Gene Ontology annotation, molecular function: protein-cysteine S-palmitoyltransferase activity. Gene Ontology annotation, cellular component: endoplasmic reticulum; Golgi apparatus. Lineage: Eukaryota; Metazoa; Chordata; Mammalia; Rodentia; Chinchillidae. The record is from RefSeq and is a predicted model, not a curated record.